UAUAGCGGAAAGUUUAGUAUUUUCAAGUCAAAUUAUGGAUAGUGCCUUAAAUCCACUUUGAAAACCUCUAUGUAAAAGUAUUUAUUAGGGAACAUCUAAAAACAUUUUUAAAUGAGUGUAUUACACAAAUUGUCGUUUGUAAACAAAUUUUGCGGCUCCCAUCAUUUCCCCGCCCCAAAUUCCUGCUCGUCUGUCUGUGAAGGGGCGAUAUUUCUCAAGGAAGCUGAGGGAAAGUAAAGCUGGAGUUAAAAUAGCACUUAUCCGCGAGGUUCGCGUUCGAUUCGGCUUGUUACUUUGUUGCAGCUAAACAAGUAUAAAGAAGAUACAUUGUAACAACUCACCGAAGAGCGCGCUCACAGAGUAACCGCUCCGAGAACACUGGCGACGAGACGCACAACUUAUUAUCAACUUUCCGCUGACAGAGAGGAAUUCACUCUAAAUCGCGACUUGUCGAGGCAUUUGACGGAUACAUUAUCGUGUAAAACGAUAUAUUGUCGUUGCCGGCGCCGUUGAAGAUACAGUACUUGACCAGAUAAUACAGACGCAGAUCGAGGCAUGGAAAUAAUGGAAAGUGGUGAGCCGUUUUUACAGUGGGACAGAAAUCUCAGUGAAUUGUCAGACACCGGGGAUAACGACAACAUGUUAUACAGCACUGCUACUUACUACAGCAGGACUAUUGAAGCCACACUACUGCAUUUGAGCCCAAGGACUACAUCCAGUCAACACUUCACUGAGCUCCUGGAUGAUCUGUCUCAAGAGGCUUUGUUGGGGCAGUUGUUAAGCGACCCGUUCCUGUCCGGGCGUGGUGAUGCUAUGGACACAGAGGAGGAACUGACCCCUGCCUCUCCAGUGCCGCCACUCAUCCAGGCCGAGCACAGUUACUCGCUGUGUGGAGACUCACGUCCGCAGUCGCCACUCUCCCAUCUACCCGGAGAACCUGGCAGUGAUGCUGGUGAUUCGGACAAUGAUGAUUGGCCCAUGGAGCAGGAAGAUAGGGGGCUUAAGAUGGAGCCUCUCCUGGGUGGCCCGCCCACCCUGCUGCCCACACUGACCCUCACAAUGACACCCGAGGGCCCAGCAUCUGAGCCUGUGACUACAGCGAGUGACCCCACCCUCUCGAUGACCCUUCCUCACACUGCACAGAUUAAACCACCCAAUGUAAAGAAGGACAGUGAGUGUUUCAGCCCUCAGAUUAAGCUGGAGCCACAUGAGGUUGAUCAGUUCUUAAACAUCUCACCUAAAGGGCUGGAGUCUCUGCAGAUGCCGCCCACUCCUCCCAGCUCUCAUGGCAGCGACUCGGAGGGAAGCCAGAGCCCUGUCCACCCCUGUGCCCCCGCAAGCCCAACACAAACCCCUGCUGUCCUCAAGGUGGCGCCAAGAGUCUCAUCUUCUCUCUCAAACUCUCCUCUGCUGACAGCACCACAUAAACUGCAAGGUUCAGGUCCUCUCCUGCUCACUGAGGAGGAGAAACGCACACUGAUUGCUGAAGGAUACCCAGUUCCUACUAAACUGCCCCUGUCCAAAGCUGAGGAGAAAGCCCUCAAGAAGAUUCGCAGAAAGAUCAAGAAUAAGAUUUCAGCACAGGAGAGCCGCCGGAAAAAGAAGGAGUACAUGGAUGCUCUAGAAAAGAAGGUGGAGACAUGCUCCAGUGAGAACAAUGAGCUGCGCAGGAAAGUCGAAACUCUUGAGUGCACCAACAAGUCUCUGUUGCAGCAGCUGCACUCACUGCAGGCAGUAGUGGCAGGAAAGGUCCCGCGUUCCUGCAGGGUGACGGGCACACAGACCUCAACAUGCCUCAUGGUAGUGGUCCUGUGUUUCUCUGUGUUCUUGGGGAGUUUCUACCAAGGUUUGAGCCCCUGUUCAUCUGUCACUAAAACAGGCCUGACCAGAGAGAUUUCCAUACAAGAGUCCUACACCGCUACAGUGAAAUCUCGGAACCUGUUGGCCUUUGAGGAGCGUGGUGGUCUGGAUGACCCCCAUUUCAUCGGGCUGGGUGGAGAAUAUCCUGAAUGGGACCAGCAGGUCGACGUCAUGGCAGCCUGGCGUUUGGAACAACAACACAAACAGGAACAGGCGGAGUCACAUGAAGCAGAGCCACGCCCACUUUUAAUGAACACCAAUGAAACACAUGCGCAAAAGUCUAUUCUUCUAGACCUGCACUCACACAGGUCAGAUAAAUGGUCAAACGAAACAGCAAAAGUGAUAGAGUUGGAGAGGACCGUCAAUGAGACGUCCUGAAAUCUGGCUGGUCCUCGUCCCCAAUCUCCUCUCUCCCUUUCCCCUGCAGUGGCGGGGCGAUGGGCUCUGUAUUUAUAGAUAUACUUUAAGUAUUGUUUUACUUAAUUUGGAUGUCUUUUUUUUUUUUUUUUUUUUAAAGAUAAAUACAAAAAAACAGUAUAUCAGAUUUUGAUACUUUAUUUUCUCCUUUUUAUAUGCUUUGAGUUUAUUUUAAUGCUAUUAAUUUGUUUUCUUUCUUCUUUUUUUGCCUAUUAGCCCCAUGCUACUGAGAAUGUGUAAUAAUAUAUUGAAAUUGCAUCUAUUUUCAUAUUUACACAAUGAUGUGGGGCUGUAGUGCUGGUAUAAUGGUAUCAUGUAGCAUGUCUAUCGAAGAGGAUCUUCAAAAUGUCUUUCUCUUCAGGUAUCCAAAGAUUCUUCAAAAUAAUGUAAAUAUUCAGACUAUAUUAACAAAUUGAACAAAAGAAUAGGCUAAAAGCCCCACGUAUAAAAAAGGCGUUUACAUUUGGAAGGUGGCAACUUUCCAAAGCAUUUAAAAACGGUUCCUCUGAAUAUGUAGUCUCACUUUUGUAAUUUGUAAAUAUUUGCUGUAUCCUCUAUUGUAACGUGGUGGAGAGUUGCUGGGAGAGAUAUGAGUUAAUGAGCUUUAUAUCAAUGGAGAUGUUUUUCAUAGAGGGCAAUAAAUAGGGACAAUAUGGACGACAUGAAAAGGAUGGGCGCUUUCCAGCCCUUGAAUACGCGCUCCAUAGUCCUUCAUAUGACGUUGUCCUCUUUUAUUUGGUAUAAGGUCUUAACAGGACAGAUGGCUCUUUUUGUCCUCAGCUGGCCACCAUCCAAACCCUGUCUGCGCUCUUCUAGGGUAAAGGAUGCUCCCUGACAAGUCUAGUGUUCUCUUGGCCAGAUAUGAAUAGUUAUGACAGCCAUAGCACUGGACCGACGAGCAUCUGGGCGUGUGGUGAACUUACUUGCACUGUGUCCCCAUAGAAUUGAUCUGUUAUUUAUUAUUUUUAGCAUGCCUGCAACCCUUUUAUAUCCUGGAAACAAGUGCAUUUUAAAGGAGAUGGUUUUGCCCUGAUGUGAUGUAUUCAGAUGUUUGAAUUGUGUUGGAAAAUUGUUUGCAUAUGACUGUUCAUGACCAUUUCUUCUGUAUUUGUUGUGGCAUAGUAUAUGAGUGAUUUAUGAAUCAUCUCACUCUUCAAAGAUACCUGCAGUAUGUCUUAAUAUUAUUACAGUUACGGCUGUAAUCACUUUUCAUUGCAUUUCGGGCUCUGAAAAAUGACCCUCCUGCAAUUAACCUGCCUUGUUUUUGUCCUGCUUUUUUGCAAAGCAAAUAAAUAUUUUCCUUAGUAAAAGCAUUAUAAA
Molecule: messenger RNA, 3597 nt
Organism: Myxocyprinus asiaticus (Chinese sucker)
Lineage: Eukaryota; Metazoa; Chordata; Actinopteri; Cypriniformes; Catostomidae
Product: cyclic AMP-responsive element-binding protein 3-like protein 2
Exons: 13
Coding region: 556-2238 (560 amino acids)
Biological process (GO): regulation of transcription by RNA polymerase II
Molecular function (GO): DNA-binding transcription factor activity, RNA polymerase II-specific; cAMP response element binding
Source: RefSeq, a predicted model, not a curated record